AACUUUAACCUUGGUUUUCAGGGUCGGCUCCAAUGUCCAAAGUACUAUAUAACGAAAGAGCCGUCAUUUCUUUUUGCUGGUCUUAUUUCUGACCGUUGUGCGGAAUUAAAGCUUAAAGGAAGAGACAGACAUGGAGAAAAAUGAGAGGAAGGGGAGAGUGACACUGAUCCUGGCUGCAGCUUCUCUGAUUGCUGGAUUUGGCUCGUCUUUUCAGUAUGGAUACAAUGUGGCUGUUGUCAACUCACCUGCCCCGGACAUGCAGCGGUUCUACAGCCAAAUAUAUGUGAAUCGUUAUGGCCCAAUGUCAGAAAAUCUCUUGACCCUCCUGUGGUCCGUAACUGUGUCCAUGUACCCACUGGGUGGGUUUUUUGGAUCUCUCAUGGUAGCUCCAUUGGUGAACAAAUUCGGAAGAAAAGGCACACUUCUGUUCAACAACGUCUUCUCUAUUAUUCCUGCUAUAAUGAUGGGUGUGAGUAAAGUGGCAGGGUCAUUUGAAAUCAUCAUUGUGGCACGCUUUCUAGUGGGCAUCUGUGCAGGCCUGUCCUCCAACGUGGUGCCCAUGUAUUUGGGAGAAAUCGCACCCAAGAAUUUCAGGGGGGCCAUUGGAAUAGUGCCUCAGCUUUUCAUCACUGUUGGUAUCCUUGCCGCCCAAGUGUUCGGUAUUGACAAUAUAUUGGGAAAUGAGGAAGGUUGGCCCAUCAUGUUGGGCCUCACAGGGAUUCCGGCUGUCAUUGAGCUGCUGCUUCUGCCUUUCUUCCCCGAGAGCCCACGUUACAUGCUCAUACAGAAGGGGGAUGAAAAAACUGCCAGGAAAGGGUUGCAGAAGCUGCGUGGCUGUGAGGAUGUGGAUGAGGAGCUGUGUGAGAUGCGUGUGGAGGAACAGUCGGAGCGAGCAGAAGGUCAACUCUCUGUGCUCAACCUCUUCACCUUCCGCUCACUGCGCUGGCAGCUGCUGUCUGUAAUCUUCAUGAACAUGGGCCAACAACUGUCAGGAGUCAAUGCCAUUUAUUACUAUGCUGACAGCAUCUACAGCUCAGCAGGAGUGUCUGACGAACACGUUCAGUACGUGACGGUUGGAACCGGAGCAGUUAAUGUCUUCAUGACAAUAGCAGCUGUGUUCAUAGUGGAGAAAUCUGGCAGAAAGUUGUUGCUAUUGAUCGGCUUUGGCGUCUGCUGUGGAGCCUGUGUUAUUCUGACCACAGCACUUUACUUCCAGACUACACUGAACUGGAUGCCCUAUGUCAGCAUCAUCUGUGUCAUUGUUUACGUCAUCGGACAUGCUAUUGGCCCAAGUCCUAUUCCUAAUGUAAUCACUACAGAGAUGUUUCGGCAGUCUUCUAGACCACCAGCCUUCAUGGUGGGUGGAUCGGUUCACUGGCUCUCAAACUUCACCGUCGGCCUGGUCUUCCCCUUUCUAGAGAAAGGCCUGGGCCCUUACAGCUUCAUCAUUUUUGCCUGCAUCUGCCUUGCCACGCUUAUAUACAUCUGGGUGAUCAUCCCAGAGACCAAAAACAAGACUUUUCUGGAGACCAGCAAGCUUUUUGCUCAGAGAAACAAGGUGGACAUUGUGAUGGAGGCUGGAGACUCUGAGAUCAAAGAGACCGGAGAGGGAAGCAGCGAAAAGGAAAUGAAAAACACAUUUCUCUAAAUAGAUAAGGGGUUGUUUACAAAGGACAUCUUCUUGCUUUUGUCUGCAAUGCUUUGAAUUUUUUAACACACUUUAUUUUUGAGUGUCUGCCGGGGUUUUGAAAGAACAUGCCCUGUAUUAGAACAUUAAAAUAUUGUGCCUUUUCGGUUUCAUCUUUAUUUGGGGUUUUGACAAAAAAGAAUGUUUUCAAAUGGCUUCCGAAAUAAUCAGCGUAAAAAGUCAUAUACAGUAUUUUCCUUAAAACUAAGAAUAUUUGGUCCCACUUUUUAUUACACUCUCAGAAAUAAAGGUACAAAAGCUGUCAAUGGGACGGUACUUUUUCAAAAGGUACAUAUUUGUACCAUUUUGGCACCUUAAAGGUACACAUUAGUACUUAAAGCGUACAUAUUUGAAUCUAAUAGGAACAGAAUUGCACCUUUUGAAAAGUGACAGCUUCUGUAACUUUAUUUUUGAGAAUGUAGGUGGCCUUAACUACUGUGCACUUAACAUAGUAACUUACCUUAUUGUGUACAUACAUGUUUGUACUUGUAUAAUACCUCUAUGUAGUUACAUCUGUAAUUAAUAUCUGUAUCGCGGGGUGUCCUUUACACAAUUUUCUGUCUUGUGUUUUUUGCAUGUCUGUUGCAUCAUAUGACUUUUUUUAGACAAAUAUUUAUGUAUUUCAACGAAGGUUCCUUUCAAGAAGCAAUUGUGAAGAAUCAAGAAUAGCUUUCUUUCAUGACUUAGAAACAUGCUCUCAAUAGAUAUUUAAGGUAUACAAAGUGCAUUUGGAAUAAAUGAAUAGCUCUAGACCGUUAAGAAGGUUAAAAAUGCGAAUGUUUAUUGAAAUUCUUCAGAUAUGAUUCACAUUAUUCAUUUGGCUAAAAACGACAUUGAAAUGUUUGUAUUUAAAAUAAAGAUUGAUUAGAAUA
Molecule: messenger RNA, 2559 nt
Organism: Puntigrus tetrazona (Sumatra barb)
Lineage: Eukaryota; Metazoa; Chordata; Actinopteri; Cypriniformes; Cyprinidae
Product: solute carrier family 2, facilitated glucose transporter member 5-like
Exons: 12
Coding region: 131-1648 (505 amino acids)
Biological process (GO): monosaccharide transmembrane transport
Cellular component (GO): membrane
Molecular function (GO): hexose transmembrane transporter activity
Source: RefSeq, a predicted model, not a curated record